AUCUAUAAGUAAUUAUCUACAAUAUUUUUUUGUUUCUUUGUAUUUAAUUUAAAAUGAAGACUGAAAUGUGUCGCUGCACUAUGAUUGUUUGGGAAUCGUUCCCCAUUUCUCCCACGCUCAGUAAACGCAGCACUGAUAACUAGCAGGCGGCGUAUACGGGAACUCGCGCUUAUCUCGCCGUCCAAUAGGAAGCGCCGCUUAAACCCACAGACAGCGCCGUGCGCGGCUCCAUAUUGCGUCCGACUCUUCGGAGCAGCACACCGCCCGGGUGGUCUACCUGCUCGUAUUAUCUAACACACGGCAGAGAAGCUCAGUUUUUGACCAGGCAUGAGGGCCAGCAGCCGGCAAACAGCCCCGUCACCAACGAAGCUGCCCCGGCACUCUGCUUCACUGAGCGGCGUCAUUACCGCAGCGAACGCUGUUAUUAACAGGACUCAGAAAUUGGGUUAACCACGCACCUGAGGAGCGGCUGGAAAAGUGGCAUGCAGAGUGGGGAAGGAACGCUUGAACUAAGAUAACGCGGGCAUAAUGUUUACACUCACUGAGGUUGCAUCCCUGAACGACAUCCAGCCGACCUACCGCAUCUUAAAGCCAUGGUGGGACGUCUUUAUGGACUACCUGGGCUUGGUCAUGCUCAUGCUGGCCAUAUUUGCAAUGACCAUGCAGAUCACCAGGGACCAUGUUGCUUGCCUUCCCUAUCCCGAAGAAAUCGCCGAGGCGUCAGAAACCGGAGAUAACCUGUGCCCCACCCAGAAAGCGUCCUCACCAACAUCCACUGGAGCCCCUGUUAAAACUACCAUCCCUUCAGCCCCUACGGAGCGGUCUAACAAAGCAAUCACCGGUAUUCUCACAACACGUCAGCCUACAGUGGCAGCACAGAAAAGUGUCCCUCAACCUGAACCGAGAGGAGUCAAAACCAACCUGGACUUUCAACAAUAUGUCUUUAUCAACCAAAUGUGUUACCAUGUUGCCUUGCCCUGGUAUUCCAAGUACUUCCCCUACCUUACGCUUAUCCACACCAUCAUUCUCAUGGUCAGUAGCAAUUUCUGGUUCAAAUACCCCAAAACAAGUUCAAAGAUCGAGCAUUUUGUAUCCAUUUUGGGACGGUGUUUCGAGUCUCCUUGGACAACCAAAGCCUUGUCUGAAACGGCUUGUGAGGACUCAGAAGAGAACAAACAGAGGCUGACGGGCAGCUCGUCGGGAACAAAACAGGUGUCUUUAGAGGGGAAGGAUGAAGGCUCUGAUGCCAACCAAUCUACGCCGAUGCUUGGGGUCAAAUUUUCUGCAGAUAAGCCCAUCGCAGAAGUCCCAAGCAGCAUGACAAUCCUGGAUAAAAAGGAUGGAGAGCAGGCCAAAGCGUUGUUUGAGAAGGUGAGAAAGUUCCGAGCCCACGUGGAGGACAGUGACUUUAUUUACAAGUUCUAUGUAGCGCAAACCUCUGUCAAAACUGUAAAGUUUAUUCUGAUUUUGUCCUACACUUCCAUCUUCUUGAAUGAAAUAAAGUUUAAGCAUUGCUGUGAACCAGAUAUAGAACAGCUAACAGGCUAUAAACGAUUCUACUGUACGCACAACAUGGCUUUCAUGCUGAAGAAGCUGCACAUUACCUACACGGCGUUGAUCUUGAUCUACGGGAUAACAUGCCUUUACUCUCUGUUCUGGGUGUUCCGACGGCCCCUCAAAGAGUAUUCCUUUGAGAAGGUAAGGGAAGAGAGCAGCUUCAGCGACAUUCCAGAUGUCAAAAACGACUUUGCAUUCCUCUUACACAUGGUCGACCAGUACGAUCAGCUUUAUUCCAAGCGCUUUGGCAUCUUCUUAUCCGAGGUCAGUGAAAACAAGCUGAGGGAGAUCAGCCUCAAUCACGAGUGGACCUUUGAAAAACUAAAGCAGCACGUCACGCGCAACGCACAUGACCAGCAGGAGCUGCACCUCUUCAUGCUGUCUGGUCUCCCAAACGCCGUGUUCGACCUGACGGACUUGGAAGUGCUGAAACUGGAGCUGAUUCCUGAGGUGAGGUUUUCUGCUAAGGUUUCCCAAAUGACCAGCAUGCAGGAGCUGCAUCUUUGCCACUGCCCAGCCAAGGUAGAGCAGACGGGCUUUGCUUUCCUGCGGGAUCACCUGCGCCGCCUGCACGUUAAAUUCACAGACGUCGCAGAGAUCCCGCCUUGGGUCUAUUUGCUGCGGAGUCUGAGGGAGCUUCACCUGAUGGGGAACUUGAACUCGGAAAACAACAAAAUGAUCGGUCUGGAGUCUAUGAGAGAUCUGAGGCAUUUGAAGACGUUGUGCCUGAAGAGCAACCUGACAAAAAUUCCCACAAACAUCACAGAGCUCUCCCCACAUCUUCUUCGAUUAGUGGUGCACAACGACGGGACGAAGCUGCUGGUACUAAACAGCCUGAAAAAAAUGACUAGCCUCAUCGAGCUAGAGCUGCACAACUGCGAACUGGAAAGGAUCCCUCACGCCAUCUUCAGCCUGACCAACUUGCAGGAACUUGAUCUGAAGUCGAACAACAUCCGAACCAUAGAAGAGAUCAUCAGCUUCCAGCACCUCAAGAGGCUGACAUGCCUAAAACUGUGGCACAACAAAAUCACCACAAUCCCAUCAUCCAUCGGCCAUGUCAAGUCUCUGGAGUCUCUCCACCUUUCUCACAAUAAACUGGAGACCCUUCCUUCAACCCUGUUCACCCUUCAGAAACUGCGACACUUGGAUGUGAGCCAUAACGCCAUCACAGUGCUUCCGCCAGACGUGGGUCUCCUCAACAACCUCCAGCAUCUAGCUAUUAACUCGAACAAGCUGGAAGCCCUGCCCAAACCGCUCUUCAGAUGCACCAAGCUGAAGGUGCUCUGUCUCGCCCACAACGCACUCAUCACUCUGCCGGAGGCCGUGGGUCAGCUGGUGCAGCUCACGCAGCUGGAGCUGAGGGGAAACUGCCUGGACAGACUGCCCGCCCAGUUGGGGAACUGCCGGCUGCUGCGUAAAAACGCCCUUAUCGUGGAAGACCAUCUUUUCGACACCCUGCCUGUGGAAGUUAAAGAGAGUAUCAGCAGAGAAACAAAUGUUUCCUUUAGUGGCUUAUAGAACAGCCCCUCUCUGAAAGACACUGAGAUGAAAAAAAAUAUAAUUAUUUACAAAAAUGAAUGCAUUUACUUGAUCAUGGUAGAGAAUAUUGGUUGCUAACAUUAAUAUAGCUUUAAACAUGUAUUGUUUUUUUUUUUUGUUGUUGUUGGUUAGUGCAGUGACUUGCAAAAGUAUUCUUCUCAAAUGUUUUUUUUUUUUUUUUUUUUUUUUUUUUUUACCUUAAGUUUUUUAAAGAUUUUAUGUGAUGGACCAAAACAAAAUGCUACACCACCGUUUAUACGUUUUUCUCAGAUGGAAAUCUUAGAAAUUGGCAUGCCAAUGAUGUAUUCUGUCCACACGGAAUUAAUUUUUGUUUGUCCUUUACAAAAAAGCUCAAGUUUAGUCAGCUUAGAUAAGGAAUGUCCAAGUAGAUUCUUAUCAUGUUUACAAUCUUGCUAUGUUUAGGAUCAUUGUCCUCCUGGAAGUUGAACCUCCACCCUAGUAUGAAGUAUUUGCAGUCUCUAGCAGGCUCUCCUCCAGGACUAUGCCGUAUUUAGCUCCACCAAUCUACCCACGAUCUCUAAACAGCAUUCCUGUCCCUGCUGAAGAAAACAUCCCCACAGAAUGAUGCUGCCUCUGCCAUGUUUCACAAAGGAAAUGUGCGUAUAGGGUGAUGCACAGUUUUUUGUAUACAAAGAUAAAAUUUAAAUUUCUGUUUUAUCUGAUCAGAUUAUCUUCUUCUCUUUGCUUGUUGUAUCCCAUGCAUGACCUGUAGCCAGGGAUGCCGUCUAGUGAAGGCCCCUGAUUGACAACGGGCCCCUGUCAAUCAGGGCCCUUGUCAAUCAGGGGCGCUUGGAAUUGUCCUAACUUUCCCCCCAUACGCCGCCCCUGCUUGUAGCCAAUCCCAAAUUAUAACAUCCUUUUGUUUGUUUUUUUCCAAAGAUGUAGUUCUUCUUGCUAUAUUUCCCUUAAGGCCAGAUAUGUGGCUGUUGCUAUGGCUCUUCUUGCUUGGCCUGUCUGUUUAGGAUGACCGCCAUGUCUUGGUAGGCUUGCAAUGGUAUUAUAUUAUUUUCCGAUAAUGGAUUGAACAGAGUUCUGUGAGAUCUUCAAAGCUUGGGAUGUUAUUUUAGGACCUAACUCUGCUUUAAACUUCUCCACAGCUUUCUCCCUGACAUGUCUGUGUUGCUUGGUCUUCAUGAUGCUGGUUGUUCUCUAAAGUUCUCUGAGGCCUCCAAGGAACAGCUGCACGCAUGCUAAGAUCAAAUUACACACAGAUGAACCUUUUUUUCCUUUUCUUUUUUGUUAAUUUGGUGACAUCAGAAAGCAGUUGGUUACAUUAGAUUUAAGUGUCAGAGUAAAAGGGCCUAUAUACUAAUGCAUGCCACAGAAUAGUGAUUUGUGUCUAUUUCUAUAGAUAGAUUUAAGAGCUUGGACGUUCUAAGGUCACUGGAUGCAGUUAGAACCCUACAACCAUAAAUACUGCACCUAAACGUACCUGUUAUCAGAUGGGUUACAUUAACUAGUGUAACUCUACACUAGAGCACUCAAAACCUGCUUUUAGCUAAAUGUUUUUUUUUUUUUAUAUAUGGUACAUUUAUUAAUGCUCCCAUGGAAUCAAGAGUGGAAAAAAAUAGUAAAAGUUACAAACCCAAUCGCACAGUUAGUUUUUCAUGUUUCAAAACUUCAACUAGGUUUUAUCAUCAUGAUAAGGCAAUUGUUUUCAUGAUAAAAUGAAAAGUAUAAUUUCCCUUCCCUACCAUGUCAUAUUUUUUGCACUUUGUGUUGGUCUAUGACAUAAAAUCCUGAUGAACUACACCGAAGCUGGUGGUGGUAACGUGAUAAAAUGUCUAGCAGUUCAAAGGGUGUGAAUAGUUUUGCAAGGUGCUGUAUAUAUCUCAUUGAAUAUUUUUUUUAAAUUGUAGAUCGCUUUUAGUCAUUGGAAAAAACAAAUGUAACUUUAUGUUCUCUUUUUACCAAAACUUUGUUCCAGUGAUAAAGGUAGAUUUCUUUUUAUCCGUCUUUAAUCUCUUAUUAGUCUUUUUAGAUACUCAGGUAUAAUUGUAACCACGGGAAACAGUCAUUUUGCCUUAACUGCUGCUAUGUUUUUGUUUUUGUUUUCCUUCAACAAAUGACCAAAAAUUAAACGGAAUGUUUUGUCUGUCUUUUCCUUAGCCGGCUUUCAUAGAGCAUUUUUUUCUUAUAGAAGCAAAAGCACAGCACUCCUUUCUUGGAGGUUUCUAACAACCUUGCUAUAUUUUCUUCAUGUGUGAUCCUGUAGCUAUCAAAAGGACCUUAGAGUUGUAAAACUCAGCACCAGACAUAUACCUUUACCUCACUGUUGUCGAGAUUGUACACUAAGGCCUGUUUCAUUUGUACCUAAAAGCAUUAUGAUGUAAAAAAAAAAAAAAAAAUUGUGGAUGUUGCUUAUCGAUGGCCUGUGUGGAGACAGCUGAUAAAAGGGAAUGUGUCGGCUAUAACCUUUUAAGUCAUGUUUUAAUAUUUUUGACACGUGAUUGAGAGUGAUCAGCAGCUCAGUCACCUACUGAUGAUGUCUGCCUUCAUUCUUUAAGUGUACCUCUUUGUAACCCUUUAAGUGUUCUUCAGAGCUCAUGUAUCACUUUAGUCAUCUCAUGUUCCAAGUUUGCAAUUUUAUUGGGCAAUAAAAAAAAUCUAGAUCACUG
Molecule: messenger RNA, 5735 nt
Organism: Fundulus heteroclitus (mummichog)
Lineage: Eukaryota; Metazoa; Chordata; Actinopteri; Cyprinodontiformes; Fundulidae
Gene: lrrc8da
Product: leucine rich repeat containing 8 VRAC subunit Da
Exons: 2
Coding region: 529-3075 (848 amino acids)
Molecular function (GO): protein binding
Source: RefSeq, a predicted model, not a curated record